Molecule: messenger RNA, 2520 nt
Organism: Loxodonta africana (African savanna elephant)
Lineage: Eukaryota; Metazoa; Chordata; Mammalia; Proboscidea; Elephantidae
Gene: ZNF213
Product: zinc finger protein 213
Exons: 6
Coding region: 227-1612 (461 amino acids)
Biological process (GO): regulation of transcription by RNA polymerase II
Cellular component (GO): transcription regulator complex; PcG protein complex; chromatin
Molecular function (GO): RNA polymerase II cis-regulatory region sequence-specific DNA binding; DNA-binding transcription factor activity, RNA polymerase II-specific
Source: RefSeq, a predicted model, not a curated record
CGCACCCGCCGCCUGCCCGCCCACCGCCUCCUCAGCUCCGGGCUGCUGGUGGCAGAGCGCGGGGCUCCGCCCAGGCCAGCCUUCCCGCCUGCCCUGUGCUGCUCAGCGAUCCUGGAGCGUGUGUCCAGAUGUCGACCUGGCUGCCACAGGGGAGUCCACUGGGAGACUGAGGGGCAGGCUUGGGCCAGGUUGAGACCAACUAGCCCUGAGCCCCAGGACCAGGGAGAUGGCAGCCCCUCUGGAGACCCAGGACCAGGCCCCUGGGGAGGGAGAUGGGCUUCUGAUUGUGAAGGUGGAAGAUUCCUCCUGGGAGCAGGACUCUGCCCAGCAAGAGGAGGGGAGGUAUGCUGAGUCUUGCCGCCAGCGCUUCCGGCAGUUCUGCUACCAUGAUGCAGCUGGGCCCCACGAGGCCUUCAGCCAGCUCUGGGAGCUGUGCUGCCGCUGGCUUCGGCCCGAGCUGCGCACCAAGGAGCAGAUCCUGGAGCUGCUGGUGCUGGAGCAGUUUCUGAGCGUGCUGCCCGGUGGCGUCCAGGGCCGGGUGCAGGAGCGCCACCCAGGGAGUGGCGAGGAGGCGGUUUCCUUGGUGGAGGACCUGCAGAAGCAGCCAGGGAAAGCCAGGCAGCAGGAUGUGCCCUCAGAGGAGGUGAAAGCUGAGCCCGCAGUCCAGAGAGCCCAGGCCAAGGGGCCUCCCCCAAAGACAGGGGCACAAACCCAGCUGCCCCAGGAGCCGCCCAGCCACAGUGACCAGCUUGCCCCCCAGCUCCCUACCCUUUCUAAAGAGGGGAGUCCCAGAGAGACCAUGGACAUCUGCCCUGCCUCGGGGGUCCAAGGACCUGUGAUAUUUGGGGAUGUUCCCUUCUACUUCUCCCGGGAAGAAUGGGAGUCCCUGGACCCUGCUCAGAGGGAUCUUUUUUGGGACAUAAAGCGGGAAAACUCACGGAAUGUUGCUCUAGGUUUGGGGCUCAAAAGCCAGAGCAAGCGAUCGGGGCUGGAAGAGGUGGUAAUGGCGUCACCCGGCCAGGCUGGUGGUGACACGUCUGCAUCCUGGAGCCCUGAGGAGGCUGAGGCCUGGGAGAGCGAGAACCGUCUGGGGGUACCGCUGGGUCAGGUGGGGGGGGCACGGCGGGGUCGGCCACCCACGCGCCUGCGGCGGUUCCGGGACGUGGCGGCCGAGAAGCCGCAUAGCUGCGGGCAGUGCGGCAAGCGUUUCCGCUGGGGCUCAGACCUGGCGCGGCACGAGCGCACACACACAGGUGAGAAACCCCACAAGUGCCAGGCGUGUGACAAGCGCUUCCGCAGCUCCUCCGACCUGGUGCGCCACCAGGGCGUGCACACGGGCCAGAAGCCCUUCUCCUGCUCCGAGUGCGGCAAGAGCUUCAGCCGCAGCGCCUACCUGGCCGACCACCAGCGCAUCCACACGGGUGAGAAGCCCUUCUGCUGCAGCGACUGCGGCAAGAGCUUCUCGCUACGCUCCUACCUGCUGGACCACCGGCGUGUGCAUACUGGCGAGCGGCCAUUUGGCUGCGGGGAGUGUGACAAGAGCUUUAAGCAGCGUGCCCACCUCAUCGCCCACCAGAGCCUGCACGCCAAGAUGGCCCAGCCUGUGGGGUGACCGGGCACCACCCCCCCACUGGGCUGUCCCCAAGGUGCCAGGCCUUGGAUCCCUGGAAGGAGACAGCACAUGGUUGCACCUGUGGCCCUGCUGUUCCUCUUCCACCUUUCUGCCCCGCUACCCUGGGCUGCGCAGAACACACCCCACCCUGCUCCGCUCCACGGACCUGCCCAGCCCUCCCAGGAUCGAGCCCCCUUAACCUUGUCAUCAUCCCGCUCUGCUCCGUCUCUCCUUUCCCCUUUGGUUGUCCUCACUAGUGACCAUACAUAUGGGGAAGGCUGGGGCAGUUGGGGUCCCCAUCCCAGACCCUCUGUAGCUUCUCUUUGGCUGGGGGCUCUGUCUGCUGCUGUCUCAGGCAGGUGCAUGACCAGCCCUCUACCCCUGCCAGCCCAUCCCUUCCAGUGCGAGCAGAGGGUGUGUGGCAGGCCUUAACCCUCCUCCUGGGCCCUGGUAGGGACAGUCAUCCCCCCCAUGAGGGUCUGAAUCCUGGGCAAGGUCACAGGCUUCCUGCUGCCCUGCAGGGUUGUUCAGGGACCCCUUGUUACCCACCCCUCGCAUGUCCUGUGACCUCUGCCCCUUCUCAGCACUUGUGCCCAUCCUCACCCUUGGGGGCCUUCUACUAACUAUUGGUGCAGGGAGGGUGGUGGUGGCCCUGGGAACAGGUAGCCAAGCCUCAAGGGCAGUGGCAGGGCCACCCUGGGCAUUACUUUAUCAGAACACUAGCAGUUGGAGCUGGGCUGAGCCCUUGGGCACUGUGUUCCCUCCAUGUCUGUAGUCUACAUCUGUAGCUUUGCAUUAGCAGGGACAGAGCAUGAGACCCUUCAGAGGCACUCAGCCCAGCCACCUUUGAGGGCCACUGAGGGCUUGAAUAAACAUGGGAACUUCCUGCCAGACUGCUUUGUUCUUUG